Calypte anna (Anna's hummingbird) is the source of this 2247-nucleotide messenger RNA. It is a transcript of the gene PLAAT1, whose product is annotated as phospholipase A and acyltransferase 1. NCBI's taxonomy places the organism in Eukaryota, Metazoa, Chordata, Aves, Apodiformes, Trochilidae. The record is from RefSeq and is a predicted model, not a curated record. Gene Ontology annotation, biological process: N-acylphosphatidylethanolamine metabolic process. Gene Ontology annotation, molecular function: glycerophospholipid phospholipase A1 activity; A2-type glycerophospholipase activity. The coding region runs from base 264 to 773 and encodes 169 amino acids. Gene Ontology annotation, cellular component: cytoplasm. The transcript has 4 exons.
GCCCUAGAGCAGAGCCUCCCGCCAGCUGGAGGGAGGUACCGGGCAUCCCGCAGCUCCCUGGGGCCGGUGCAAGCACCGCCCGCCGGGUUGCUGCCCCGUGCAGCGGACGGGAGGGGCGAGGGCCCGGCCCAGCUUCCGCCGCUGCCCGGCAGAUCCCAGAAGGCGUUGGUCCGGUCUGGGAAGCAGCGGGAAGGGCGCUGGGGCAGAUACCCGUUGUACAGUCCCUGACCUCCCCUCUCUUCGCUGUGCUCAGAAAGAGGACCAUGGCCUUACGUCACUCUGUUGAGAUGGAACCUUACAGCGGCCCUGAGCCUGGGGACCUGAUCGAGAUCUUCCGGCCACAUUACCAGCACUGGGCCCUCUACCUGGGGGAUGGGUAUGUCAUCAACGUGACGCCUGUAGAUGAAGGGCCCUCGGUGGCGCUGAGCAGUGCCAAGGCAGUGGUAAGUGGAAAGGCCCGGGUGAGGAUGCAGCUUCUGAAGGAAGUGGUGGGAAGCAAUACCUACCACAUCAACAACAAGUACGACGCAAAGUACACUCCACUCCCAGUGAAGGACAUUAUCCGGCGUGCAAAGCGCUUCAUCGACCAGGAGGUGUCCUACGACGUGCUUGGCAACAACUGCGAGCACUUUGUGACAAUGCUCCGCUACGGCGAGGGGGUUUCUGAGCAGGUUGACAACACCAUCACUGCUCUUGGCAUUGCAACAGUUGUCCUUGGUGCCUUCUCCGUGAUGGGCUUGCUCUGGAGCAGAUCCAGAGAAAGAAAAAACUGAUGGGCUGUUGGAAUUAGCUUGAGCAGGGCAGGGAGCCCCUGGCCUGGAAGGACCCAGGACAGUUUGUGGCCACAGCUGCCCCUAGGACUUACUAACAACUGUGUGGCCCUUCCUGAGAGCAGAGCUAACCUGUUUACCACACCUGAUUAUAUUUAAUUGCAUGUGAUGAUUUUUUUUCCUGGUAGUCUGAGAGCACUUACAAGCAAAUUCUCCAUCCUUACACUCUGGUGCACUGCUGAGGGCUGGCACAGACUUUCUACAUGCAUUCUGUUCUUAACAACUAUAUCCUCUGAGCUCUUCCUGUGAACAACUUAUGUUAACCUUAACGUUUUUACUUUUUUUAAUCAAAAGUAAUUUUAAAGUAUUGCUGAGGACUUACCAUGUGUCCUCCAGUGCAAGUGCCAGUGGAAACCCCCAGGUUCCCAGGCCUCUGGAAGUGCAGAGAAGGCAUGGACUGUGUCUCAGAACCUGUGCCCGCAGUGCCUAAACUGAGCUGCUUCUGUGAGGGCAGGAGGAAGGGAGGAAGAGCAGGUCUUGCAAGCUUUGUUCCUCUGUUUAACUGAGUGCUCUGAUUUUGAGGUGGUGUUUUGCUAAGUUUUUUCCUGCCUGUAAAGCAUCUCUUUCUUUGGGUCAUCUCUCUUUGGGAGCAAGCAGACCAGUUUGGGGGGAUCAGAGAAAAACACAGGCUACCUUCUCCUCUGGCAGUUUGUUCCAGCUUAGGACUGCUGUGCCACUGAAUUUUCUGUCUUCAUCCCUGUAAGGGCAGUGAUUGUUGGUAUUGGACCUGAUCACAUUUACUAGAGGAUCUUUACGGUUUCUUCCAGCCCAAAAUGUUUAGGAAUUCUACUCUUUGGGCUGCCAAAGCACUGAAGUUUCAAUAAAGACCACCAUGGAUUGCAAGAGCAGCAGGAACUUCUGCCCCCAGCAGCUGUGGCCAUGGGCUCUUCAUGACCACAAGUUAAAUUUAAGCAGUUUGUAGCCCCAACCCAAGUAAGAUCUUUCUCCAACCAGUGGGAAGGCAAAGCCAGGGUGCCUCUGGAGCUGUGGGCAGCAUACCUGGGGAAUUUGCUGUGCAGCACCUAUGCCCCAUCUCCAAAUUUACAGCACCCCACUAUUCCUUGUCACAGAGCUGACAUGUGGCUUGUCUUAGAAAAAAAAGGUUUUGGAAAAGUGUGGUUUGUUACUCUUUCCAGGAGGAUCUGGCUCACAAGCUUGAAACUGUGUUACAGAAAUUCAGUGCAGUGUUGUUUUCAUUGCAGUCAGCUGCCUGGAACGUAAGAAGAGAUGGGAGCAAAAGAGCUGUCUGUAAGAGACUUGAUAUUUUCAUCUGAUCUUAAUGUGUACACAACAGGGUCAGAAGCUUUUUUUAAACAUCAGUUGCUUCAGUGUUUGAAAUAACAAAUCCAAGGCCUCUGGUUGUAUUUUGUAAUGUCCUUACUAUAUUUAAAUAAAAUUUUUAAGAGUGGAAAAUAUA